AUGAUUAUGGUGCAUAGUUCGCUGUGCCAAGCGAAGGACAUUCGUUUCAACGAGGACCAACGCCGAUCAGCCUUGGACAGCCUGUCUAAGACCGACAGGGAGUUCGUCGGGCCGUGCACCAUUGGCGUCAGUAAAUUGGGGCAGAGAGGCACAGGGCCUAGGGAAGAGCUGCCCUCCCUGUCGGCAAUUUGCUGUUGCCAGCUGGAGGGAUGGCAGUCGAAGGCCUAUGAUCAGCAAGAAAUGGAGGACUGCCUUCGCUCUGCCAUGGAGAAAGCGUUGCAGGCUGAAUUUCCACAGCAGAAGGGCACGCGUCCCCAAAGAGCCACUGAGAUUUGGGAUCACCGCAAGGCUCUGCGCAAUAUCCCUGAGGCGCUACUGGCAUUCGCGGAUCUGCACCGGCAGCUCAAGCAGCGGAUAGUAUGGCGCACCUGGGCGGCUCUCGCACGACAGAGCGCGGAAGCUCGAACAGCCAAGCAGCGGAAGUUCGCUCAGCGCCAAGCGUUGAUCGACGAGCAACUUGGCCAAGCAGAAGCCAAAAGCGCCAGGGAUGGGAGCCACUCCCUCUACAAGGAACUGUUCGGGAAGGGCGAGGACUUCCAACUAGUCACCUCCUCGGAGGUUGUAGCUCACCUCCGCUCCAUCAAGUUAGGACCCAUAGCCCAGCAGCAUGUAGCUCUCCUCCUGAAACGAGGAGGCACAAACCUCGCGAUUGGUCUCUCAAUUCGGCUUCGUGCCGGGGCGCGGAACGGAGGAGGCACAGUCAGCGUCAUGCGGGCCGAGGCCUUCGAUAUGGUAGAUAGGCGCAGGCUGCGGGAGGCUCUAGAGUUGGCAGCAGCAGACCCAUUCUUUAUCGAUCUAGUGGGCAAAUUGCACGUAGAGGCUUUCUACGAAAUGACGGCUAGUGACCAAACCUUCAGCGUAGCCACUAAGCGGGGCAUCAAGCAAGGCUGCAAGCUGGCACCAUCCCUAUUCGCCUUUGCAACCUUCCUUCUGAAUCGGGAGGUGGGUGAACACUGCGACAUUGAGGCUCUCAAGCAAAUCCUCACAAUGUACGCAGAUGACACCUUGCUUCAAAUGCACUUCGAAGAUCUGCCUCAACUGCAAGAAGCGCUGCGGUUGUGUGACUUGCUCCUGGACCAGCUCACGGAGCUGGGCUUUAAGGUAAAUCCUGAAAAGUCGGCUCUGCUUCUUCAGCUGCACGGCGGCUCGGCGCAGCAGAUCAGAAACAAACUGAUCCUAACCAAGAAAGGCGAAAAGUAUGUGCAGUUGCCGUCAGGCCGACUCAUUGCGCUAAAAACGCAGGUUCCGUAUCUGGGGAUAAUCAUCUCCUAUCACGAUUAUGAGAUGCAGUCCCUGAGACAUCGCCUGCAAGCCAGCAAAGCCGCAAUGAAGGACUCACGGAACAAGGCCUCGCGGCGCUAG
Symbiodinium necroappetens is the source of this 1422-nucleotide messenger RNA. Lineage: Eukaryota; Dinophyceae; Suessiales; Symbiodiniaceae. The record is from the annotation of a GenBank genome assembly.